AGGGCCGUGGGCGCCGAGCCCCACUUCUUCGACCGCCACUACGAGCGGGGCCUCGCCUGGUACAGAGACUUGAUGCCCAGGACCCUAGAGGGGCAGAUCACCAUGGAGAAAACGCCCAGCUACUUCGUCACCAAGGAGGCACCCGCUCGUAUCUCCGCCAUGUCAAAGGGCACCAAGCUCAUCGUAGUCGUAAGGGACCCUGUAACCAGAGCCAUAUCUGAUUACACGCAGACUCUCUCUAAGAAACCUGACAUCCCCACCUUCGAGAGCCUGACCUUCAAAAACAGGACUACAGGCCUGAUCGACACCUCGUGGAGCGCCAUCCAGAUUGGCAUCUAUGCCAAGCACCUAGAGAACUGGCUCCUGUACUUCCCCAUCGGGCAGAUCCUCUUUGUCAGUGGGGAGCGACUGAUCAGCGACCCUGCUGGGGAGCUGGGCAGGGUCCAGGACUUCCUGGGCCUCAAGAGGAUCAUCACAGACAAACACUUCUACUUCAACAAAACCAAGGGUUUUCCAUGCCUGAAAAAGGCUGAAGGCAGCAGCAAACCCCACUGUCUGGGGAAGACGAAAGGCAGGCCCCACCCCGAGAUAGACCAGGAGGUGGUGCAGAGACUGCGGGACUUCUACCGGCCUUUCAACAUGAAGUUCUACCAGAUGACUGGGCACGACUUUGGCUGGGACUGAGGCUGAAAAGAAAUAAUUUAAAAAAGAGAAAAUUAUAAGAUAAUAUAUAUUUUUUUUACAUAUCAGUGGAGAGGGAAAAAAUACAUAACUUUAAUAGUUGUGCUGAAAAAUGCUGUUUGUUCUGAUUUUUCUUUUUGGCACAAUGUCAUUGCUUAAUUUGUUUUCUUUCUGCUGCUGAAGGAGGGUUGGUGUGGCUGAAGAAGAUGGCUGAGCGCCAAAAUUUAAUUCUAUUAAAGUCAGCACAAGCUUGGUCAUUUUUUCCAUGGGAUUUGGCACUGUGUCUAUUGAAAAGGGGGCAACAUUUUCAAAAGUGCCUAAGUCCCGUAGUCAGAAGUGACUUUGAAACUUAAAGAGGCGAAGUCUUGUUAAUAGGCAACAGGAUUUAACCUCCUAAGGGUUUUAAUCAUGUUUGGAAAAUGGAACAUAGGAAUAUAAAUGCACAAUUUGCUUUUAAAAAUAUUACCCUGGAGCAGAUUGGGGCAAUUUUUAAAGCACUGGCAAAAAUUGAAAAAGUAAUUUUUUCACUUAUCAUUUAUUUUUCUUUCUUGUUCUUUGGGGGGAGGGGGUUGGUCCACUAAUGGAAAUUUUUUCAUCAGGUAUAAACAACUAUGUUUCAUUUUUCAAAAACCAAGAACAAUUUUGUUGUUAU
Molecule: messenger RNA, 1333 nt
Organism: Gavialis gangeticus (Gharial)
Lineage: Eukaryota; Metazoa; Chordata; Crocodylia; Gavialidae
Product: heparan sulfate glucosamine 3-O-sulfotransferase 3B1
Exons: 2
Molecular function (GO): [heparan sulfate]-glucosamine 3-sulfotransferase activity
Source: RefSeq, a predicted model, not a curated record